UGGCCCAAAUUAUUGACAUUUAGCUUCGAGUUAUGGCCGAGACUCGGACGAAGAAGACAACAAUCGCGGGAAAACUCAAGUACAGGAAUAGCCUUUGGACGUCCUCAAGCUAAAACACAAGGCGAAUACAUCGAGUAGUUGCUCUUUCCUGAGAGACGAAAGACGGAGCUGGCUUUAUCGCAGUCACCUUUCCAUAAUAUUGCCACACCAUGAAAGAAAGAAAUGUUGUGGAAGUCAAAAGACAGAUUGCAGUCCUCUGGGAGACUCUUCAGUGUCCAAUAUGCUUGGACCUGCUAACAGAACCUGUUUCAACCAAGUGUGACCAUCAAUUUUGCAAAUUUUGUAUGAUGAAACUUUUAGAAAGCAACAAACAACGUAGAGCAGCUUGUCCAGUGUGUAAAACAAAAGUAACCAAAAGGAGCUUGCAAGAGAGCGCAGCAUUUCAGCGGCUCGUCACUGGAUUGCAAGACAUGAUACAAGCUUACGAGAGAGACAGUGGCCUCAACUAUUUCACUGGUUUAUCCAAGAAUAAGGAGCUUUCAUUUGUCGGGACAUGCAGUGAGAUUGAAAGUGAGCAGUGUGAAAUAUCAGAUGGAAAAACUGACCAACAUGAAGUUGCUCAUGAUGACCUCACUAGAUCCCCAUCUACUGUUGCAGCCCAGAAUAGAUUUGCACUGGUCAUGGGAUUCGAGGAUGACAAUCCAGCCCGUCAGCCUGAUGGCUUAGACUGUGGACUUGGCGUUGUACAGCAAAGUCCAGCAAUCAUGCCAGAUGGUUGGAAAAACAACGAAGCACUUAUAAAAAGCAAAGAAAUUGAAGAAGGUGACAAAAAUGCUAUUUCAUAUCUCCCAACUGGACACAAGGCGAUCCAUUCUGAAUGUGAGGCUGGGGCUUCAGUAAUAAUCACGUCAGGUCAGCUGGAUGGCCGAACAAGGAGAAGGUGUGCUCGGAAGAAGCAGGCUAAAGAGCCAGAGCAUGUCCUAGAGCAGAAACGGAAGAAGAGUAUGGAGAAAGUUGCGAUGUGGCUCUCGAAAGUUCCAGCAGAGGGAGUGCUUGGACUGGAAAAGUCAACAGAAGAAGCAAACUACUCAGACAGUUCCACUUCAACGCUUGACAUAAAAUUGUAUAAUGUGGAAGUCAAUUCUUCUAGUAAAGGGGAUCAAGCUAAGGUCCUGGAAGAGCAGGUAUUUGGGGCAGUUUACAAACGAGGGCGAAGAGCUAACAGAUUUAGUUUCCAUCCUCAGAAAACACCAACACCCAGUAGACCAAAGAGUAUAUCAAACCUGGAGAAGUUUUCUGGUGCUAGUCAGUCUGUAAGAAAUUGUCAUAAUGUUGAGGCCAAUGAACAACUGGAAAAUGAAACCUGCAGCCAUGUUGAGAGAGCUGCAUGUGAGACUGGGCGCGACGAGACAAAAAAGAUCAAUGAAAGAAUCAUGGUUGACAAAUUUCUAGAAAAUGAAGCCCACAAGUGUCAUGAUGAAGAUCGUGCUUCGCGUCAACCUCGCCGUUCGAGUAAAAGGAAGCGCAACACACUGCAGGAGUUCGACAGCAAUUUGAAAGUUCCCAAGCGAGAGGGAAAUUGCAUGCCAAAAAAAACUGAUAAAAGGCAAGGGAAAGGUGUCCAAGUGUCAAAGCCUCUUGUCCUGGAGCAAAUAGAUUAUCAAGAAACUAUUCCAAAGGCUAAUGUCCAGGCUGAAGUCGUCCAAAUCCAUAUUGAGAAUUAUCCUAGCAGUGAGGAAACUACUAUGAGGACAACUACCAGGAGUAGCAGCCGGUUUCAAUUUAAUGAGGCCUUCAAAGACAAGAAUGCCCCAGAAUCAAUGAGAAAAAACAGCAAAUCGGACAAAGCACAACUUCAGGUCAAACCUCUGAGCAUACUCUCAAGUGACCAAAGGAAUGGUUGUAUAUGUGAUAAUUACAUGCAAGGAAUCGAAAACAUGGAUGAAAACGAAGCAGUAACACCUCUAGCGGAUAAAAGUCUAUGCAAGAUUGUUUCUCCAUCCCCUGGUUCAGCUACAGGCAAAGCUGUAACGUAUCAGCAGCCUAAGGGUAGCAUUGUGCAUGUGAGUGAAACUACAGAGACUCGAAAUGAAAGUGAAGAGGACAAGAACGAUAGUGAGAUGGACACAGAGCAGCUUGUUAAAAGCUUCAAAUCCACAAAACGGAAGUCUUUCCAUCUUGGAGAUCCCAGUGAGAAGAGAAGUCCUAGUGUCGGUGAAAAGCCAGUGCUCAUUAAUGAAACAGUGGAGGGCGAUGCUACCAGCUCUAAGAGCAAAUGUGUCAAAACUACAUCUCAAUCUUCUGUAGGAGAUGUUGACAACUCAAAUUGUAGUGCUCUGAUCCCGCCUUCCAACAUUGAAGCAGAAGAUGAUCAAGCGCAGCCUUCUGGGCUCGCGUGCAGUCCUGAACAGGACUCCAGAAGUAGCCUGAGCCCUAAUAAGGUGUCUAAACUGUUGUCGCAUAGUUCUCCUUGCUCCAGUGUAACCCAGAUUGGUGAUUCAGGACUCUACCAUCAGGCUGUUAAGCGUAUUUCUCUUGAGCCACUCUCACAAGAUGCCCCUGACAGCAUGCAGAAUUCUGCUUCAUUGGAUAUUGUGAAAGGAGUGCAGAAUGAACUGUCACAAGAAACCCAUGCUGGUCUCCUAAAUGUGUACUCGUUGAUCCAUGAUGGUCUUGAUGCCUCGCACGAUUCUGUGAGAACCAACAGGCUCAGUCAGUCACUGGGUGUUCUUCCCGCCAACCAAAACCAACGAAAGGAACCCUUGAGGCUUGAGUCCCCAUCAGGGUCUGAAAAAUGUGACAAUGACUUACCAGCUCUUGUCCAGAUUUUGGAAGUAUCUGCUCACGAUCCUCACGAUGACAAUGACAGAAAACAGGGUGCUGAAAGAACUGGAGUUGUUACAGAAGAGCAGCAGUGCCUUGCACCUUCGUGCUCCAGUCCUGACUAUGUUCAGUCCAGCCAAGCCUCGGUUGACUUGUUUGACCCACCAGCUAUGGCUGAAGCACUGGGUCAUCAUAACAAUGUUUACAUGGACUCAUCCCAGUUUUCCAGUGAUGUCCUUGUAACCCAGCAGAAGAUAGAAAUGCAGAACGAUCUGCUGACGCUGAAGAAGCUCAUUGGUCUGGUCACUGAAGUUCUCCAGGAAAAGCAGGAGGACCAUACAACAUUCCCUGCUGUGCAACCUUUGAAUGCCCUGCAGCAGAAUGGAACUGUAACUUCUUUGUCACCUAUGGCUCCAAAAACUGAAAAGAAGUCCAUUUCAUUUUCAGAAGAUAGGGGAGGCACCAGAGAACAGGAUAGACAGAAAGUGAAAUUGACUCUGGUGUCAUCUGGACUAGAGCCAUUGGAGCGGAAAAUGGUGAAAAUGUUUGCCAAGCAAGUCAAUGCUUGUGUGGUUUCCCGGGUAACAACAGACGUCACCCAUGUCAUCAUGUGCACAGAUGAGCAGUUGGUGUGUGAGCGAACACUCAAGUACUUCCAAGGUAUCUCGAGCAGGAAGUGGGUGGUUAGCUUCCAUUGGAUUUCUGAGUGCUUCAGACAAAAGAAAUUCCUUGAUGAGCAACCCUUUGAAGUGAAAGGUGACGUUGUGAAUGGACAUAACCACCUUGGUCCAAUGAGAGCUCGAACCAGUGACGAAAGUCAUCUUCUGAUGAAAGGCUACAAGGUCUGCUUCCAAGGGCCUUUUACAGACAUGACUAUUGAUGAAAUGGAAUGGAUGGUUGAGCAAUGUGGAGCAGCAGUGGUCAAAGACCCACUUCUCUUCAAAACUAACCAGCACAAGUCUGUUCAGUUGGUCAUUGUCCAGUCCCGGCCUGAGUUGUGGUUGUCCACACACAGCAAUGUAAAACAUGAAUUUUCAACUGAAAAGUGUACAAGCAACAGUUGUGACUCGAGCGUGGUUGUUGGACUCCGUGGCAACCUACACCCUCCAGGACCUCAACAGCUACACAAGAUGAAUUCACAUCACUCUAGCCGUGUUACAAAUCUUCAUUUGAGCUAUUUGUUGACAAUGUUGUUUGUUUUGCAGGUGACCCUUGUGUGUGUAUAAAGUUUAUCCAUGUUUGA
Messenger RNA from Synchiropus splendidus (mandarinfish), 4066 nucleotides. RefSeq names its product breast cancer type 1 susceptibility protein homolog. Lineage: Eukaryota; Metazoa; Chordata; Actinopteri; Syngnathiformes; Callionymidae. Gene Ontology annotation, cellular component: BRCA1-BARD1 complex; BRCA1-A complex; plasma membrane. The transcript has 20 exons. Bases 210 to 4049 code for a protein of 1279 amino acids. Gene Ontology annotation, molecular function: metal ion binding; ubiquitin-protein transferase activity. Gene Ontology annotation, biological process: negative regulation of fatty acid biosynthetic process; double-strand break repair via homologous recombination; positive regulation of transcription by RNA polymerase II. The record is from RefSeq and is a predicted model, not a curated record.